Molecule: messenger RNA, 6125 nt
Organism: Mytilus californianus (California mussel)
Lineage: Eukaryota; Metazoa; Mollusca; Bivalvia; Mytilida; Mytilidae
Product: phosphatidylinositol 3,4,5-trisphosphate 5-phosphatase 2-like
Exons: 29
Coding region: 437-3892 (1151 amino acids)
Biological process (GO): phosphatidylinositol dephosphorylation
Molecular function (GO): phosphatase activity; protein binding
Source: RefSeq, a predicted model, not a curated record
AGCUGUCAUUCUAGACUUUCAGUGAUGUCAUCUUUAAAACGAUGUGUCAAAAUGUAUGGUAAUUCUGUGCAUUUCUGUGAAAAAAUGAAAAAAUAAUACAUGUGUUCCAGAUGGUGUGGAAGUCUGCAGAUGUGUGCUUUUAUAUUCAUGCAUGUAGUUAAAAAUGUUGGACUAAUACAGAAUUAAUUGACAAAUUUUUUGAAAAUGUCAUUUAAAUCAUACCGAAUGUGAUGUUUUAUUGAUAUUUGAAGGGACGUUAUCUUUUGACUUUGGAUGUUCAGUCUUUUAUCGAAAAGCCAGACAAUUGAAUAAUUUUAAGUGUUUUGAUAUAUACAACUUUAGACAAGAUUUAUAGUAAUGAUGCAUAAGAUGGAGAGCUCUUCAAAUUUCUAACGUAAUUUUCUUAAAAGUAUAUAAUCAUUGUGACAGCUGAGAAAUGGAUAAGACAAUGCUAUUUUGUGGAUUUGUGGAGGGUGUAUGGCCUUGGGAUAAAAGGUGGACUAAAGGCACUCGUCCAAGCUUAAGGCAGAUCCACACAAGGAUGUCUGCAGCAUACUUCCACAGGGGAAUCUCCAGACUUCGUGCUGAAGAGCUCCUUCAGCAGGCAAAGGAUGAUGGGAGUUUUCUUGUGAGAGACAGUGAGACUUUGUCAGGAGCAUAUGUGCUCUGUUUGCUGCACCAGAACAGAGUCCACCAGUACAGAAUUCUACCUGGGAGAGAUGGAAAGCUGUCAGUACAGACAGAAGGUGCUAAACAAGAGUCUUCAUACAAUGAUCUGAAUGCUUUAAUUGGUGAUUAUAUGACAAAGAAGAUGAAAAAUGGUUUAAUAUUUGCCAUGAAGUUUCCAGUAUCUCCUGAAAGAGAGGAAGAACAAGAUUCUGAUGAAGAGGACCAAGAAGAAUCCAGAUUGAUUCCAAUGAGUCCAAGCUCCACUUCAGUGAGUUGUAGUGAGUCUUUGGAUAACUUCCAAGAGAGGGUAUAUACUGAACUUCUACAAAACUAUUCCAAGUUAGAUCUCAGCAGCUGUGAUGAUAACCUUAAAAAUUCAAUGAAGAAGUAUAUAGAAAAUGGCUUUAAGAAGGAUAUCAGUACAUCAGAAACGUCUUCACUCCCAGAAUUCCAGAGUAUGAUGGAGUUAGCUGCACUUAAUCUAAACAGAGAACUUGACUUGUACAGAAAGAAGCUGAUGCUUUUCAACAAUUUAUUUGACUUAGCUUCUAUCAAGAGAAGAGGGAGUCUAGCUUUAAGACAAAACUCAGUAGAGGUCACCACUUCAGACAUUCCGUCCAUGAUAGACAAGAUGAGUCAAUGUAGAGAUGAUAUCUUAACUAUAGAGAAUAAGGUACAAGAAGCAUUACAAUACCAACAGCCUGUUCAGUAUGACUACCCUUAUAUAGGUGUCAACGAGGCACAGGUUUCUAUACCUACUACACCAUUCCUCUCCAUAAAUAACACAAAGAUAGUUCCACAGACAAGUUUUGAUGUCAAAAUGUUAAAACAUGGAAAGAUUCCAUUUAAAAUGUCCCUGAGAGCAGAUAUACAAAAAGGUCAUCUACUAUUGAUAAAACCAGCUAAAGAUAACUUAGACCAAACAGCUCUUCCACAAGAUCAAAUAUGCCAGCUUGUGAAGAAUACAAAUGACAAUACAAGAUUGGAUAUGAUUUUAGAUAAUAAAAAGAAACAGAUAUUUUGUUUUGAAAAUGUACAUAAACGUGAAAACUUUUGUCAACAAAUAAUGCAUAUGAAAAAUAAACAUUCCAAGGGAAAUAAUGUGGACCAGAUUUCUCUUUUUGUGGGAACAUGGAAUAUGGGUGACAAAGCUCCAACACAGAAUAUAUCAUCAUGGUUACAGUGUCAUGGCCGUGGCAAAAUAAUGGACCAUAAAAUAUUUGGACACAUUCCAUAUGAUAUAUAUGUGAUAGGUACACAAGAGAGCGCCAUGACAGAAAAAGAAUGGGUUAAUUUCAUAAAGAAACAGAUUACACAGUGUGGAUUUGCUGAAAUAGAAGUGGUUGAAGUGUGUACAUUAUGGGGAAUAAGAUUAGUAAUUAUAGUACAGAAAAAACAUUGGCAUAGUAUAAAUAGAAUACAGAGGUCAUCAGUCAGGACAGGGAUCGCCAAUACAUUAGGUAACAAAGGUGCUGUUGGUAUUUCAUUUUAUUUUAGAGGAACUUCUUUCUGUUUUAUCAAUUCACAUCUUACUUCAGGAGAUGAAAGAAAUGAAAGACGUAAUGCAAACUAUCGAGAUAUAAUAAAAGGUUUAUCAUUAGGACAGAAACAUUUAGAUUUGUUUGACGUAACUAACCAAUUCCAUCAUGUCUUCUGGUUUGGUGAUCUGAAUUACAGAGUAGAAGAUAAUAUAGAGAUUAUUUUAGAAAAAUGUGAAUCUCAAGAUAUACCAUAUUUACUUGGUAAAGAUCAGUUGCUGAAAACACAACAUAAUAAAAAGGCUUUUUGUGGAUUUGAGGAAGCUAGAAUAGAAUUUAUGCCAACUUAUCGAUUACCUAGACACAAAAUGGAGUACAAAUAUGAUUGGCUGAAACAGAAGAAGAGCGGGGAUAGAGUUAAUGCCCCAUCAUUCUGCGACAGAAUAUUGUGGAGGUCAUACCCUGAAACUUAUGUUGAAAAUAAAACUUAUGGCUGUGCAGAAAAAGUUUUAGGCAGUGAUCACCGACCAGUUUUUGCGUCCUUUAAUGUUGGAGUUAGUUCAGAUUUUGUGAUGAACAGAGAUUCUUUAAUAGAGGAUUCUGUAGUGGAAAUAUUAUUUGAUGAAAUUGAAGCACAGGUGAAGACCUGCUGUAAACAGUCUUUUGUGAUAGAAUUUAGAUCAACAUGUUUACAGGAAUUUGUCACCAGUCAGUCAAAUGCUACAUUUUUAGAGAACAAAACUGGUUUAUAUACCUGUCCUGUAUGGAGAUCUCUACAACUUCCUAAAUUGAAGCCAUUGUUUGGAGACCAGGAUUACUUAGAAGAACAACAUAUAAUGGUGGCAGUGCGAUCAAAAGAUGGUGACAAGGAAUCAUAUGGGGAAUGUGUGGUUGCACUGAAGAAAAAAUUUGAACAAAUUCCUCAAAAAUUUGAAUGUAUGCUACUUCAUCAAGGAGAAGUAACUGGCAAACUAAAAGGGAAAAUGCAUGUGCUAGUAGGAGGAACUUCCAAGAAGAAGACUUCUAUAAAGUCAUAUGAACUUGUUGCCUUUGACACAGAUACCGAUGAAUAUUGUGAUCCUGAUCUCAUCCAUUCUGAUGUCACUCCUGCUACACCUGAUGUUAUCCGCAUUACUCAAAAAUCUCAGUUGUCUCCUACAACUGCAAAACAAACAUCUCCCUUGUCUCAAUUAAAACAAAAAGGAACCAGUAGGCCAGUGACUGACAUGCCAAAGAGUUCUCGUUCAGAGGAAUAUGAAGAAAUUUCUGUUGGUCAGAGAAUAAGACCAGUAACUGAGGUUCCCCCAAGUAGAACAUUAAGUAAGAGAACACCACAAUAUGAAGAAAUAGAUCUGUUACAGUUUCCAGAGCAGUCACAAACUACUGGUGCUAGACGUAAACAGCUUCCCCCACCAUCCUCAGACUCACCCAUCUCUUUCAGUGCUCCACCUGAAGUACCCCCACCUCCAUUACCUAAGAAGCAGGCUUCAUACGUCAAUGUUAUACAGAGUGCAUCUAAGGCUAUGUUCCAACAGCAAAAUCAAGUACAACCUAGAAAUGAUGUUGCUGAUUGGUUGAAUGGAUUAAGUUUGCAACAGUAUAUUGAAAAUUUUAUGGAGCAUGGCUUUGAUUCCAUGAAACAUCUCCGUUUAUCUCGACAGGACUUAGUAAAAAUAGGGAUUAAAGAUGUGACUCACAGAGAUAAAAUUCUUAGCAGUUUAUUUGAAUUUGAUAGCAACUGUUGACAAUUAGCAAUGUUAAUAUCAAUAGUUUCUUUUAAUAUAAAUACCUUACAAUUAUGAACAUGAUUAUCUGUAAAUGGAAAAACAUCACUAAUCUUAAUCAUGCUUUUUAUUAAGAAAAAAUGCUAUCAAGUUUUCUGAUCCACACUAUACUAAUAAGUCUUUUAAAGAAAAAUGAUGUAAUCCAUAUAUCUCAUUGUGCUUAACUGUUGCUUGGUUUUAAUUUCUGAUAGAAAGUGUAUGGAAGACUUUUUUAGUCAAACAUGUGUCACGUCCUAAUUCUUGACAUGACUGAUAUCAUUAUUGACAUGUUUGUGAUGAAGGGUCCAAAUCAAAUUGUCAUGCCUUAUUUGUUAACUUACAAAACAAUUUCUUCUUUAAAAAAAUCUAAAAUAAAUGUUAUUUUUUUUAUAGAUUUGUCAUUUGCUUUCCACAACUCAGCUCAAACCACCCUAUGGGAUCAGAAUUAUCUUUGGUUUUUUUUUAAUGAUACAGCAAACACAUAUUUUUAGAUUAUGGGUGAUUGAAAUCAUGACACUUCUCUCUCUUGUUUAAUACCAUAUUUUCACAAAGAAAUCUACCAAUUUCUGCUUUCUAGUUAGUUCAGUUUUCACUGACUGAUUGAAGAUUAGAUUUGACUGAAACUUUACACUCUUAAUACACCAUUGUAUAAUUAAGAGCUUAUCUAGAUUUUCUCUGCUUAAAACUGACCAACAGUACAUUUGUCAUACAUAUAGAAACUUAGCAUUAUCAUCAACAUACAAACAAAACAGAUAUAUUUAAAGCAGCCAUUUGAUCAUAGUAUUUAUAGUUUUUACUCAUGUCAUAGGUGACUUUCACAGGGACUCUUUAAAAGUGAAGCAUGAAUCAUGAAAUAAUUUGAUUUUUUCUCAUAAUGUUUUUAAUAAUUGUGAAUAAAAGGAGAUUUAAUGUGUCAACAGUAAACCCACAACACAAAAAACCAACACAAAUAUAAGUAUGUUUGAAAAUGUUAAUUAGAUUAUUCUUUGUGCCCAUAUAGUUCCUUGUUUAUUAGUUGUUGAAUUUUUAUGGUGCUAUUUGUGUCUGUUUUCUGUAUAAACCAUGAACUCCCAGUAAAGGGAGAUAACUUGUACAGUAUAUUGUAUUUGAUUCCUGAUCUGUAUUAUAUUGUAUGUACUUAGUAGGUAUCUUCCUUUAUUAUCAAUUUGCUGUUUAUUGUAUGAAGGAGAUUAGAGAAUGAGAAACUAUCCUUAUUUUGUCAUAUAUUUAUACUAUAAAGUUCAAGUAAAAUGUACCCCGUUAUUUUUUAUGUUUAUUUAAAAGUCAGCCAGUAACAUUAAUUAACUUGCUCAGUGACUUCUUAUGUUUGCCAAAUUAAGUUAAAUAAAACAAAAAAUUGGUUCACAGCAUUUCUACCAUUGUUUUUAAUGAUUAAGUGUAAAAUUCAAAGAUAAAAUUUGUUGAAAUAACUUCCAGUGUUUAUCCAUAUUCUAUCUUUCCUUCCAUAUUAAAGAUCGAAUUAUGAACUUUGCACUUUACUGUUAAUUAAAAAAUAAUGCCUUCAUUUAUCAUUGUAAAAUUUUGACAACACAAUAAUCCAAGAUGAUAACUGAAUGCUAAAUCAGUAAAUCCUACGAUUUCAAGUACUGUAAUUAAUUUCAUUCCUGCACAUCGUUUAUUAGAAUAUGGCUAGAAAAAGUUGACAUGCCAAUUUUCACAUGACUAUCACUGACAUAAAGAUAAUGUUCAGAGUCUCUCCAUCCUUUAUGAAGAUUAAUGUUAGACUCGGUAGAAAAAAAAUCAAUAUUUUCAAAUACAUUUGUACUGCAAAAUUACUUUAUAUGAUGACUGCCUUGGACAGACUUAUCAUGCACUCAUGGUAUAGCAACCUCUAUUUCUUAUUGGGAUGUUCAUCCUGUCACAUUUUUUUCCAUUUAUAAAAGCAUCACAUUAACUUUUCAGUAUUUUUCCUCUGCAUAAUUGAACGUAGGGAUCUUGUUUCAUGCAUAUUUACCCAAUUCAUUGUGAUCCUUUUUUCUUUUAAGUAUUAUAAUUUUAAAAGUUAUAGUAUAUAUAUACACCUAACAAAAGUGAUUCUCUUUAUUUUGAAGAUCUGACUUUUAUAUGACAUAAUAUACUAUUGUAUACACAUAAGUGUAUUCAAGAAUUGUAAAAUGUUUUAUUACUAUUUGUUGCUGGAAUUAUAAUGAAAUCUUUUAUAUAUUAUUUUCAUAAUAAAAUAUUAAAAAAGCUA